Molecule: messenger RNA, 1497 nt
Organism: Durio zibethinus
Lineage: Eukaryota; Viridiplantae; Streptophyta; Magnoliopsida; Malvales; Malvaceae
Source: RefSeq, a predicted model, not a curated record
GUCAAUUUAACCUUGAUGACAAUGGCUGAUGCUAUGAAGCUCCAACAAGCAUUGCAGGAAAGCAGUGUACUUGACACCCCAAAACUGAAAUUGGUGUUGAAAUUGAGUUUCAGAAUGAUUGUGAUGAGAGUUCUCAAUACUGGGACACUUUUUCUCUUGAUCACUAGCUUGUAGAUUGUUAUGACGGUCUUUGCUUCAGCUUAAUCUGCUUUUAUUGAUUGAAGUCUUGGAGAUCAAAAUGGCAUCAAUAAUAGCUAUCUUAUGCUGCUUAUGCCAAAAAGCAGAAAGUUAUCAGAAGGAGUAGGGUCCAAAAGCAUGAAGGACCCAAAGGACUGACUGAUCUAUCCUAUCAAGAGCCCCUGGAAAGUCUGGUGUAAAAAAAAAACUGUUCAAGGCCUUUGAUUUCUCUUUUAAAUCUGAUAAGCCUCCUGCUUGACUUCUGCAUCAGUGGUCUGUUGUGAUCAAGUAUCCUUGUGUAUUAUGAUUUCUUAUAAUCUAUUGUUGAAGUGUUCUGUAGGUUGAUAAUCUUUCUUUGCCUGGCUGGAUAAUCUGUCUUGUCUAUUUUGUAAAGGCUGUAAACUGGGUCAUCCACUUUUGCCAGACUUGUAGACACUCUACUCAACUUGCCUUGCAAAAACAAAGAUGGCAGUUGUUUCGGUGGUCCAUUGGUUUUUACUGUAUAUCAAUAUCUCCUUGAAUGCUUCUAUCAUCUUAGCAAACAUGGUACAUUUCAGAUUUCCAAUCAUAAAACACGUGGCUUUAAAAGUACUUUACUCUUCCUGAGAAUUUCCCUUUUAAAUACCCCAUUCUCAUCGAAAACCUAGGUCUGAGGUGUUUCUCCCACAGAAGAAAUAGGGGGGAUUCUUCUAAGCACUCUUGACAUAUUAUCAUUUUUCCCUAUGGCUGACAAAAAUUCAUUAAUGCGAGUUCCUGAGCACUGGACGUUGGUUGUUAAGGAGCAGGAGGAUGGAUCUAGCCUUUCGUACUACACAUGCUUAGCGAGUGGGCAAAAGUUCUACAGCUAUGAAGAUCUCAUGCGAUAUGUGAACUAUGCAAAGGCUGCUAAGCUUUCCAUCUACUCACCUGAUUUCAGUCCCAUCAAACAAAAGGCAAAAGCUAGCAGGCCUGAUUUCGAUCGGAUUGAUAUAAGCUCGGACUCAGAAGAUUCAGCAUCCAAAUUGCCUAGUGUUGCUUCGAAUGAGGUGAUGGAAGUGGCUAGUCCAGCACAUUCUGUCAAGCAGUCUUUAACAGGGAAAAUGAAGUUUGAGAACCGGGCUUCAAACGGGGAAUGCAGUUCUAGCGGGGUUAAGGCCAAGAAACAGAAGAUGUAAAGCAGUAGAAGAUAGAGCUGAAAAUGAUCACCAAGUUUCUUCAUAUUGGCAUAAUUUUCAAAUCUUGUGUUAAUCAGGAUGAAUAAACGAAAGAAAAUAAAGAAGACAAACUUCAAGUCUGGAUUGAUUCCUUGAUACUUAAAGGCUGAUCAAAUUGAAAUAAAUU